AUGGCAUCCAAAGAGACGGAUGAGGGUAACUCAAAGAGACGUCGCGGUCUCGGCGUUGUUACGCCCAACGCUUGUACAGAGUGUCGCAAGAAGAGGGCUAAGUGCGAUGGCCAAGUUCCUUGUGGCAGAUGCAGCUCCCAGAGAGGAGUCGAAUGUGUUUAUGAGAUGCCCGUGCGGCAGAGCAAAGAGCACAUGAGGAACGAGCUCGAAUCUCUUAGGAACCAGAUUCGACAAAGCGACAGAAUGAUGGCCGCGCUGGCCUCGAAUAGUCAGCCGGAGCAGCUUCUUAGUCGACUCCGAAAUGGAGAGACAGUGGAGGGUAUUGUCGAGCAUUUGGAAAAUGAAGAGUCGAAAGGCUCCGAUCUAAGUACCAAUGCCACUAUCUUCAAUCGGCGCAGCGACCGUAAUGCUAUAACAAACGCUCUGGGGCCCGCAAUGGAUAUCGCGAGCUGGACCGAGAAUUUAAACGGGGCUCAUAACAUCACCGGCCUAGAGAGACAACCGCCCGGCCAAUUUACCGGUCGAGUAUGGCCUUCUAUACAAUCUACGUCGUAUAACCCCUCGAAUGACAUCUAUGCAGACGAUGCGAUGGUUUGGGACCCGGAAAAUAUUCCUCUUGGAAAUCAAGGUCUACCUCUGGUUGGCACCUGGCAUCAAACCACCCCUGGGUCAUCCCCAGAUAGCGCGACCCAAAACCAGUUGCACUCCGGCCAGAAUUUUAUACUUGGCCAAGAUACUAAUCCCGAUACAAACUCUCCAGGGACUGGGUAUGCUGGCAGCUGGACGACAGUGACUUCAGAUAACACCUUUGUCAACCAUAUAAUGGCGCUGUAUUUUUGUUGGGAGUAUCCGACAUUCGCAUCGUUAAGUAAGGAACACUUUCUCGAGGCCUUCAGAGGAGGCAGUGAACGAUACUGCUCCUCUUUGCUUGUUAAUGCGAUCUUGGCAGUCGGUUGUAGAUUUUCCAAUCAUCCAAAUGCUCGAACAGAUCCCAGGAACUGCAUCACGGCCGGCGAUCACUUUUUCGCAGAAGCUUUGCGGUUACUUGAAGCGGAGACAGAUAGGCAUCGCUUGACUACAGUUCAGGCCCUAGGUCUAAUGUCUAUUCGGGAGGCCAGUUGUGGUCGCACAACAGACAGUCUCUUUUUCGCUGGUCAGUCGAUUCGUCUUGCCAUUGAAAUGGGGUUACAUACCCAGCAAGACAGUCAUAACGGGACGAUUGACGCACAAGAUGAUCCCGAAAUGGCAGUACAAGCAGCUACAUUCUGGGGUGCAUUCUCUCUUGAUCAGGCAUGGUCGCUUACACUUGGACGUCUCCCUCAAUUCUCAAGAGACUUACAGCUUGUUGCGAAGCCAAAGAUUAUCGAACAUAUCGAAUCUUCGCAAUGGGUCCCUUAUACUGAUGAUGGUUCACCACUUACACUUUCAUGUAUCCAGCCGUCGAAUGUCAGAAGCGUCUACAAGACGUUCUGUGAGCUCUCAGAGACCGUUCAUCGCUCACUUUAUACUUUGUACACUCCCGGGACGACGCUCACUAGUAAGACACUCAUGGAUCGCUAUCAGGAAUUCAUCGAAUUUCAUAGCUCUUUACCUGAACCUCUGAAACUAGGUCAUAAUUUUACACCGACCGUUAUAUUUACACACAUGUAUUACCACUAUGCGAUGUUGCUCCUUUUUCGGCCAUUUAUAAAGCUUGACAUUAUUGGAAGUGGGGUGCUCCCCCGAGACAUUUGUUUUCAAGCCGCAGAAGCUGUCUCUACACUUGUAGACUCAUAUGCACAGCUUUAUACUUUACAGCGGACGCCUUCAUUCGUACCCUAUUUUGUGCUUGCAUCUACCAUGGUCCAUGGUGUUAAGGUUGGCACGUCAAAUGUCGGUUCCGAGCGUCUUCAACGGGGCGUCGAGUGCUUGAGACAAAUGACUACUGCUCAUGGGUUUGCCAGUCAUGCCCUGAAGAUAAUUCGCUUCAUCUUGAGCCACUGGAAAAUUUCGAAAUCGGUAGAUAUCGACUUCGAAGACCUCGAGGAUGAGGAUCCUGGUUGUCCGCCAACAUCAGCAUCGACAAACCAAUUCUGUCCAAGCUUCGUGGGUAUACAAGUGGUGAAUAGCAUCGGCAAAGUUGCUCCCCGCGAGGAUCCAUUGUUCUGGCCAUUCCCUUUGCAGGGAAGACCACUUCUUGACGUCGGUCCUAAGUUGAAAUCCUUGGGCUUCACAGUCUUGCCAGAAUUCGAUGAUAGUGUUAAAGGCACCGAUGAUUCUACUGUCAUGGAAGGGGUUAAAACAGAGGCUGCGCCAGCAGAAGGGAGUCCAGCAGAAGAGAGUUGA
This is a messenger RNA of Glarea lozoyensis ATCC 20868, 2325 nucleotides long. RefSeq names its product Zn2/Cys6 DNA-binding protein. Gene Ontology annotation, biological process: regulation of DNA-templated transcription; DNA-templated transcription. The record is from RefSeq and is a predicted model, not a curated record. The transcript has 5 exons. Bases 1 to 2325 code for a protein of 774 amino acids. Lineage: Eukaryota; Fungi; Ascomycota; Leotiomycetes; Helotiales; Helotiaceae. Gene Ontology annotation, molecular function: DNA binding; zinc ion binding; DNA-binding transcription factor activity, RNA polymerase II-specific.